UUCCUGGUGUUUCUCCUGAUCUACCUAUUGACUCUGACUGGGAACCUUCUCAUCCUUCUCCUGAUCUUCACUGAUUCCCAUCUUCACACCCCCAUGUACUUCUUCCUUGGAACCCUGGCAUGUCUGGAUAUGAGUUACACCUCAGUCACUGCCCCAAGAAUGCUCUAUGAUUUUCUCAGAAGAAGAAGGGCCAUUUCUAUACCAGCUUGUAUAACUCAGAUCUACUUCUUCAUCUGUUUUGGUGUUUCAGAGACAUCUGUGCUGGCAGUGAUGUCCUAUGACAGAUACAUUGCCAUCUGCCGCCCUCUUCACUACAUGCAGAUAAUGAGCUGGAAAUCUUGUGUUCAAAUUGUAUCAGGCAUGUUGGUAUUUAGUGUACUAUAUUCCUUAAUGCACACCCUUUUUUUAAAUAAACUGACAUUUUGCAGGUCAGAUACUUUGCAAAGUCUAUUUUGUGACCUUCCCCAGUUGCUUCAGAUCUCCUGUAGUGACACAUUCAUCAAUGUAUUGCUUAUAUUUCUAUCUGGGAUACUAUUUCAGUUAGGCAUUGUGGUGGUCACCUUUUUCCCAUAUAUCACUAUAAUAACCACUGUGCUGAAAAUCCCAUCAAAAACCAUGAGAUCCAAAGCUUUCUCCACCUGCUCCUCCCAUCUAACUGUCGUCUUUAUAUUUUACAGCACUAUUUUCUUCAACUAUUUUUUCUUAAAUACAAAUAAUUCAACUGAGGACAAAGUGGCUUCUGUAUUUUACGCAAUAUUAGACCCUUUUUUAAACCCUUUAAUCUACAGCCUGAGGAACCAAGAGCUCAAAAUGGCCUUAACAAGAGCUUUACAAAAACUGUAA
This is a messenger RNA of Xenopus tropicalis (tropical clawed frog), 843 nucleotides long. Its product is annotated as olfactory receptor 1G1-like. Gene Ontology annotation, cellular component: membrane; plasma membrane. Gene Ontology annotation, biological process: detection of chemical stimulus involved in sensory perception of smell; signal transduction; G protein-coupled receptor signaling pathway. The transcript has a single exon. NCBI's taxonomy places the organism in Eukaryota, Metazoa, Chordata, Amphibia, Anura, Pipidae. The record is from RefSeq and is a predicted model, not a curated record. Gene Ontology annotation, molecular function: G protein-coupled receptor activity; olfactory receptor activity. The annotation marks the transcript as partial.